AUGCUAUAUUCCUUACAGUUUAUGCUAUUGUCUUCUACGAUUAUUCUAUCAAUAACGGGAACUUCAGUAUUUAGGAAGAUGGUCAUAACGUCUAAGCAAUUUGCAUCAAUUCUUCUGAAAUAUUUCCCCAAGGGUGUGCCACCCCUGAUGGUGGCACUUUCAGGAGGUGUAGACUCCAUGUGUCUUGCAUAUCUUUUAUCACAACAUAAACGACUCUAUCAACCAGAUUUGAAUUUAAUAGCGGUUACGAUAGAUCACGGGUACCGUAAAGAAUCGGGAUUUGAAGCUCUCAAAGUACAAGAUAUAAUGAAGGCGUGGGGCGUUCGUCAUUCUAUUCAUAGAUUGGACUAUGGAGACUCUGUAGAUCCAUCCAAAAUCACAAACUUUGAAGAAGUUGCAAGAGAUAAAAGGUACGAAGUUUUUAGGGAUAUAUCACAAUCUUCAUCUAAUAGUGAUGUGCCCAUUAAUAACAUAUUUGUUGCUCACCAUUUCAAUGACCAAGUGGAAACUUAUUUACAGAGAUUGAAAAUGAACUCCACUCUUCUUGGACUACGAGGUUUAAAACCAAUCAAUAUACUCCCACAAGCCGUAGAGACGCCUUUGGAGCAACCAUUAGUCGUAGUCAGACCACUUCUUUCGUUUGAUAAACUGCAACUUGUUCUGACUUGUAAAGAAAAUAAUGUCCCCUGGUUUGAAGAUACCACAAAUUCAGAUCAUGACGUAACAACCCGGAACUUAAUCCGUCAUGUAAUUAAUAAUGUGGUACCAGAGAAAUCUAAACAAGAUCCCUCGCUUGAAGUGUUAUCAAAAUCAAAUCUUGAAAAGACUUACAAGAAAAUCGAAGAAAUUGAUGAUGCUAUCAUUGAUAGGGUACGUCGGUUACAAAAUAUGGACCUUCUCCUGAUAAAUAGAAAGCAGGCAACAAUGAAGUUUGUCAUUCCAUUUGAUGAAUUUGAAAACAAUAGUGACUUGGUAUUGAGUAGAUAUUUGUUUUCAAAUAUUCAACCUAUUCUGGCAGUUGUUUAUUACCAUUGGAAAUAUGCCAAGCUUGAAAGAGGAGCACUUCCUAGAAUCAGGAAGGUAUUUAAUGAGCUCCAACAUUCGUCACAAAUCUCCACCAAAUUGAAGUUCACCAAUCUUAAACUUGUGUUUGACAUUGUAAUGGACGGAAUCACUCGACAAGUGGUGAUACGGUUGCAUAGAUCUCCGUGGCAUGCAUACGAGGAUAAUUCUUUACGCGGGGUUGAAAUGAAUACAUGGGUUCUUUUCGACUUGAGAUAUUGGUUGAAGAUCAGCAAAGAGUCAGGUACUGAAAGUGUAGAUCCAACGUAUAUCGAAAUCGAGGCCUAUGACAAACUGAAGCAUAAAGCAGUUGUUCAUCAACAUUUUGACUUUUUCGAUUGGAAGAAUAGAAAAGUUUAUCACGAUCCAAUUAUUUUCAUCAACACUCCUGGAAAGGAAACUGAAGUUAUCCUCCCAACUUUGGGACUCUCUACAAACCCGUCAUACAAAGUUGACUUUCAACUUAAACAAAAUCUCUGCAAAAUUAUCUAA
[Candida] anglica is the source of this 1554-nucleotide messenger RNA. Lineage: Eukaryota; Fungi; Ascomycota; Pichiomycetes; Serinales; Debaryomycetaceae. The record is from the annotation of a GenBank genome assembly.